Messenger RNA from Durotheca rogersii, 1523 nucleotides. Its product is annotated as Aristolochene synthase. Bases 486 to 1388 code for a protein of 300 amino acids. NCBI's taxonomy places the organism in Eukaryota, Fungi, Ascomycota, Sordariomycetes, Xylariales, Xylariaceae. The transcript is spliced from 2 exons. The record is from RefSeq and is a predicted model, not a curated record.
CCGAGCAUGGAAGCUCUGUUAAACAUUAAGUAGGUAUGUUGUGCAGCGUAAGUAUAUGUCUUCAUGCCAUCCCGUAGUGUUUUACCCCAGCUGACAUCAACCAAGGACGUUUACUGGUAGUUAACUAUGUCAGCAGUCUGACCGAAAACAGGGUUAUACAAAGGACGAUAGACUUGCCUUUCGCUAAGGCCUCUCUCUUUUUCUCUUAUAGCCACUUAUAACUCACGAGGCCAUUGUCCCCGAAAGGCAGUGGAGCGGAGAGCAAAAGCGCCUCGAUUUACUGUCAUCGCCGAUGGCGAGCGUAUAGCGGUAUCUGCAACACGCCGAAGACAUGCAUAUUAGCAUUAGCUAGCCCAAGACACGGAUAUGAAUUCCGGCAGUCUCUCCUCCUGCCUAUAAAUUUUCGGAGAAAUCAGCACGUCCACCCCUUUUCUACCUCUUUCCAUCUCAAAGCACUCCCUCAUAAAGUCAAGUCUGAAUACGCUAUGAAGUCUCUAGAACCGUCGGUGCUUUCCCAGUGCCACCCUCGGGCCGACGAGGUGGUCCGAGACGUGCAAGACUUCUUUCUUGAGCACUGGGAUUUCCCCGACGAGAAGAGCCGCGGGAAAUUCGCCGCCGAAGGGGUCGCGCGAAUGUGCUGCAUCACCUACCCCAAGGCAAGGGACGACCGGAUCGAACUCGUGUGCAAACUGAUCACGCUCUUGUUCCUUACGGACGGUGAGUUGAGCCCACCAGCCUUGGAUGCAGAAGAGACGCGCUAUGCUCACCGCAACAACCCAGGUAUCCUCGACUAUAAGUCGUUUAGAGACGGCGCCGCCUUUAACCUGAGGUUGAUGUCUCUCUUCCGCGGUGACGCGCGCCCGGACCGCUCCCUCCCCGUCGAGUCCAUCGCCUACGACGUGAUGGAAAGCAUGCAAGCCUGCGACCGCGUGUUACCGGAUGAUCUGCUCGAGCCCACUGCCCAGUUCUUGCAGUCGCAGACAGACGAAGUAAGGGCCCAGACGACCAGUCUCCGCCAGUACUUGUCGUAUAGAAUGAUAGACUGCGGACACUACCUCCUCACCUCGCUCAUGCGUUUCAGCAUGGGUCUCCAUGUCACGCCGGCCGAGAGCCCCGCGGCUCUGGAGGCAGAAACCAUCUGUGGAUACCAUAUAAGCGUAGUCCAUGACAUUUGGAGCUUCGAGAAGGAAGUCCGCUGUGCACAGCACAGCCAUGCAGAGGGGGCAACGCCGUGCAACGCCGUGUCAGUCCAGACAUCCCUGCCGCCGAGUGCUUGCAAGAGAGUACUUUCUCACAUCUGCCGGGAGUGGGAGGAGAGACAUCGUGAUUUGACUUCCGAGUUUCUGCAAGGCGGGAGGAGCUCACCGGACAUGCCAGCUUACGUUUAGGGCCUCGGGGAUAUCAUGAGUGGCAGUAUGACGUUUAUCAAGAGUUCAAGUCGAUAUGGGGGAGUUAACCCGUAAAGGCAAAUGGUUACUAAAGAGCUACGGCUCUCUAGACUUGCGCAUGGGUAGUCUUUGGUG